Messenger RNA from Hypoxylon trugodes, 1986 nucleotides. RefSeq names its product citrate synthase. Gene Ontology annotation, cellular component: cytosol. The record is from RefSeq and is a predicted model, not a curated record. Gene Ontology annotation, biological process: tricarboxylic acid cycle; fatty acid biosynthetic process; acetyl-CoA biosynthetic process. NCBI's taxonomy places the organism in Eukaryota, Fungi, Ascomycota, Sordariomycetes, Xylariales, Hypoxylaceae. Bases 1 to 1986 code for a protein of 661 amino acids. Gene Ontology annotation, molecular function: ATP citrate synthase activity. The transcript is spliced from 2 exons.
AUGUCUUCGACCAACGGUGUCAAUGGCGCCGCGAGUGGCGGGUUGUCCGCUAACGACAACAUCACCCGCUUCGCAGCUCCCAGCCGACCCCUAAGCCCUCUCCCCGCCCAUGCCAUCUUCAACAGCAAGACGAGAUGUUUCGUCUACGGUCUACAGAAUCGAGCCGUCCAGGGUAUGCUGGACUUCGACUUCAUCUGCAAGCGACCUACCCCCUCAGUCGCCGGCAUCAUCUACACAUUCGGUGGUCAGUUCGUCAGCAAGAUGUACUGGGGAACCAGCGAGACUCUUCUCCCGGUUUACCAGGAGACGGCUAAGGCAGUGGCCAAGCACCCUGAUGUCGACGUAGUAGUCAACUUUGCUUCCUCGCGAAGUGUCUACCAAUCUACUAUGGAAUUGAUGCAAUUCCCUCAAAUCAAGACUAUCGCCAUUAUCGCAGAAGGUGUCCCUGAACGACGUGCGCGAGAAAUUGCCCAUGUCGCGCGGCAAAAGGGCGUCACCAUCAUUGGCCCCGCCACUGUUGGUGGUAUCAAGCCCGGUAGCUUCAAGAUUGGUAACACUGGUGGUAUGAUGGACAACAUUGUUGCCUCCAAGCUUUACCGCAAGGGUUCAGUCGGUUACGUCUCCAAGUCCGGUGGUAUGUCCAACGAGUUGAACAACAUCAUCUCGCAAAACACCGACGGUGUGUACGAGGGUAUUGCCAUUGGUGGUGACAGAUACCCGGGAACCACAUUCAUUGACCACAUGCUGAGAUACCAGGCCGACCCCGAAUGCAAGAUUCUCUUGUUAUUGGGUGAAGUCGGUGGUGUCGAGGAAUACAAGGUCAUUGAUGCCGUGAAGCAAGGUGUUAUUACUAAGCCCAUUGUCGCAUGGGCUAUCGGUACUUGCGCAAGCAUGUUCAAGACCGAGGUCCAAUUCGGUCACGCUGGUUCCUUCGCCAACUCCCAGCUUGAGACAGCUGCCAUGAAGAACAAGAAGAUGAAGGAGGCUGGUAUCCACGUCCCCGAGACCUUCGAGGACCUUCCCCAGGUUCUUGCCCAGGUCUACCAGAAGCUUGUUCAGGACAAGACCAUCAUUCCCCAACCCGAGCCCGUCGUUCCCAAGAUCCCCAUCGACUACUCAUGGGCCCAGGAGCUUGGUCUCAUCCGAAAGCCUGCUGCCUUCAUCUCCACUAUCUCCGAUGACCGUGGCCAGGAACUCCUGUACGCUGGUAUGCCCAUCUCGGACGUUUUCAGAGAGGAUAUCGGUAUUGGUGGUGUCAUGUCUCUCUUAUGGUUCCGCCGCCGUCUGCCCGACUACGCCUCCAAGUUCCUUGAGAUGGUUCUCAUGCUUACAGCUGACCACGGUCCUGCGGUCUCUGGUGCCAUGAACACUAUCAUCACUACCCGAGCUGGUAAGGAUCUUAUCAGCUCUUUGGUCUCUGGUCUCUUGACCAUUGGUUCCCGAUUCGGUGGUGCUCUUGAUGGUGCCGCCGAGGAGUUCACCAAGGCUGCCGACAACGGUCUUAGCCCCCGUGAAUUCGUCGACAGCAUGCGCAAGCAAAACAAGCUCAUCCCUGGUAUUGGCCACCGUAUCAAGUCGCGUAACAACCCGGAUCUUCGUGUCGAGUUGGUCAAGGAAUACGUCCUAGCCAAGUUCCCUAGCCACAAGCUUUUGGACUACGCAUUGGCUGUGGAGACUGUUACCACCUCCAAGAAGGACAACCUUAUCCUCAACGUCGACGGUUGUGUUGCCGUUUGCUUCGUUGACUUGAUGAGGAGCUGCGGCGCUUUCAGCCAAGAAGAAGCUGAGGACUACAUGAAGAUGGGUGUCCUAAACGGUCUUUUCGUAUUGGGUCGCAGCAUCGGUCUGAUCGCUCACUACCUCGACCAGAAGAGACUACGCACCAGCUUGUACAGACAUCCUUGGGAUGACAUUACUUACCUGCUCCCGACUCUGUCGAACACUGGACCGGUGGGUGAGGCUAGAGUGGAGGUUUCUGUGAAAUAA